UUUUUUGGUGAAUCAAAAAUUCAAUACCAAAGGAAGGAAAAAAGAGGGAGGGGGAAAUAAUAAAGAGAAGAGAUUUCUUCUCUUUAUUUCUUCAUACCCAUCUUUGUUGUUGCUUCUGCAACUCAAUCCCUUGUUGUUCUGCAACAUGAUGAAGCUACUACGCAUACCCAUCUUCUCUUGUAUUACUGGGUUUCUACUCCUAUUUCUGAUCUUGAAUUUAAGACCCACCAUGUCCCAAGAAGUUGAGGAAGAGAAAGAAUUUGAAUAUUUGAAAGGGAGUAGUAAAGGACCAGAGCACUGGGGAGAAAUUCAUGAAGAAUGGAAAGCUUGUAAUAAUGGGAAAAUGCAAUCCCCCAUUGACUUGUUGCAUCAAAGGGUGGAAGUUGUGUCGGAAUUGGGGAAGCUCAAGGGAGAUUACAAGACUGCCAAUUCAACUCUCAUGAAUAGGGGCCAUGAUAUAAAGCUUGAAUGGAAAGGUGAUGUUGGAUCAAUCGACAUCAAUGGUACUGAUUAUAAGCUUCGUCAAUGCCACUGGCACUCUCCUUCCGAGCACACCGUUAAUGGCAAGAGGUUUGCCGCAGAGCUGCAUAUGUUUCAUGAAAGCUCAAAUCGCAGCUUCGCAGUGAUUGGAGUCCUUUACAGAAUUGGGCGACCUGAUCCCUUUCUCUCAGAGUUGGAGAAAGAUAUAAAUGCUAUAGCUGAUACCCGAAACGAGAUUACGAUUGGGAUGGUUAAUCCAGAGCAGAUAAUAAAGUUGGGUGGAAGGAAGUAUUACAGAUAUUUGGGUUCUCUCACUACUCCUCCUUGCACAGAAGGUGUCAAGUGGACCAUCAUUAAAAGGGUGAUGACUGUUUCUGCAGAGCAAGUGAAGCUAUUACGGAGGGCGGUUCAUGACUCUGCAGAAUCGAAUGCAAGACCAGUACAACCACUGAAUGAUCGAGUGAUUGGGCUCUAUGAACCCACCAAGACUUCUACAAAAAAUUAGAAAUCACCAAAGCAUGAAUGACUUGAUUCUUUUGAUCUUCUGCAUUGGCAUAUAUUCUAUAAUGCUUGUACAUUGAAGA
This is a messenger RNA of Macadamia integrifolia, 1064 nucleotides long. RefSeq names its product alpha carbonic anhydrase 7-like. The record is from RefSeq and is a predicted model, not a curated record. Gene Ontology annotation, molecular function: carbonate dehydratase activity; zinc ion binding. Bases 146 to 985 code for a protein of 279 amino acids. Lineage: Eukaryota; Viridiplantae; Streptophyta; Magnoliopsida; Proteales; Proteaceae. The transcript is spliced from 7 exons.